Molecule: messenger RNA, 1014 nt
Organism: Podospora bellae-mahoneyi
Lineage: Eukaryota; Fungi; Ascomycota; Sordariomycetes; Sordariales; Podosporaceae
Gene: TRX1
Product: thioredoxin trx1
Exons: 2
Coding region: 318-869 (183 amino acids)
Cellular component (GO): cytosol
Molecular function (GO): protein-disulfide reductase activity
Source: RefSeq, a predicted model, not a curated record
CUCGCUUAGGUCUCAAGCCUUCACUUACCGUAAGAUCGCGUAAUCCACCUCCUUCGCGUCAUCGCCAAGAUCGGCCACCAGCAUCGAGAACCUCCUAAAGCUCGGUGACAAAUCCCUCUCUUACAUCAUCACUCAUUGACGGCCGGCAAGCAGUCCAAACUUGCAGCCAAUUCCACAGCCAUCCACACCCCUUUUCUUUGAAACCAGGCUUGUGACUCUUUGUAACUUGGCUGUCGGAGUAAUUCGUUCCAAUAACAAAAAAGCCGUUAUAAGCCUCCCCUCCCCAGCCACAUCCCACCCCGCACCUUUUGUUGAAGAUGUCAUUCCGACUCCUCGCCCGCCCAGCCACCACCACAGCUUUUCGAUCCGGUCUCCGAACAACAACAAGAACAUCGUCACCAUUACAAUCGCUGCGCCCUGCGUUCCCUCAAACAACCCCAACAUCCUCCGUCACUAAACCAAGAGCCUUCACAACCACAACCCCCAAAAUGACGGUCCACAUCUUCGAAACAGCCGGCCAGUUCAAGGAGGCCGUCGCCGCCCACCCCGUCGUCGUCGUCGACGCCUUCGCUACCUGGUGUGGCCCAUGCAAGGCCAUCGCGCCCCAGAUCGCAAAGUGGGCCGAGGACCCCGAGUUCAAGGACAAGAUCUACUUUUGCAAGUUCGACGUCGACCACCUCCCCGAACUCGCUCAGGAGCUCGGCAUCCGCGCCAUGCCCACCUUCAUCUUCUACAAGGACGGCGACCGCGUCGACGAGCUCAUGGGCGCCAACCCCCCCGCGCUGCUGAACCUGCUUAGGAAGUACCUCGGUGGGGGCGGUGCUGGUGCUAGCAGUGGUGGGGAGCACCCUGAGCCUCCUUCGCUUUAAAGGCGAAGGAUGUGGAAAAGGGAAGGGGAUAGAGCGGAGGGAAGAAUAAAUACCCAGCUUGCAUGCAGAUAAGAAGAUGAAGAAAUUAAGUUUGUGGAACUUCUAAAGAUGUCUCAGGUUGUGGGAGCUGCUUUUGUGUGUGUCU